Apis cerana (Asiatic honeybee) is the source of this 1209-nucleotide messenger RNA. RefSeq names its product glyoxylate/hydroxypyruvate reductase A. NCBI's taxonomy places the organism in Eukaryota, Metazoa, Arthropoda, Insecta, Hymenoptera, Apidae. Gene Ontology annotation, molecular function: NAD binding. The record is from RefSeq and is a predicted model, not a curated record.
CAUAUUCGCACGUGUUGAUAUGGCGCAGAAUAUUGCAAUUCUGUCCACGAUUCCUAGGUUAUCUUACCAUCUUCAAAUGCAACUUCCGAACUUAAUGAUAUUUGACGUUUCGCCAGAUAAAUGUGAUACAUUAUCAAAAUUACAAAAUGCAGAUAUAUUAAUAACUGAUUGCGAUUUAUUUUUACCAUAUACAAAUAAAUUACCAUCUUUAAAGUGGGUACAAACAACAUGGGCUGGUAUUGAAACAUUAGUUUCAAAUUUAAAAGAUAAAAAUAUUAAUUAUUCUAUUACGCGCUUCUCAGAUAAAUCUUUUGGUUUAGCCAUGUCUGAAUAUGUGAUAGCACAUAUUUUUAAUUUUGAACGUAAUCAAAAACAACAAUAUCAAAAUCAAAAACACAAUGAAUGGUUAAAAGAUGGAAAAAUUUCUGAUCAUAGACUUAUUUGUGAUUUAUCUGUAGGUAUUCUAGGUUUAGGAAAUAUUGGCAAAUCAAUUGCAGAAAAGCUAAAAAUAUUUGGAGCCACUGUAUGGGGAAUGUCAAGAACACCACUUAAAGAAAAUUUAAAUUAUCUUGAUGAACAUAGAACAACUGCAUAUUUGUCUGAAAUGCUAACAAACUGUGACUAUAUUAUUAAUGUUUUACCAUCUACACCUAAUACUUUAGGAUUAUUAAAUGGAAAUGUAUUACAAAAUUGUAAAAAUCGGGGUAGUAUUUUUAUCAAUAUAGGUCGAGGUACAAUUAUUAAAGAAGCAGAUUUAUUACAUGCUCUUGAGCAACAAUGGAUUUUAGGAGCAAUUUUAGAUGUUUUUGAAGAAGAACCAUUAUCAAAAAAAAGUAAAUUAUGGACAUUGCCACAGGUUACUAUUUCACCACAUAUCUCAGGUACAUCUCGCGCUCAAGAUGUUGUAAAAUUUUUUAUUCAAAAUUAUGAAAGAUAUAUUAAAGGUGAAAAAUUGUUGAAUACAGUAAAUUUAGUAGAAGGUUAUUAAAUAUAAAUAAUAAUAUAUAGAAAUUUUGUUUAACAAUAUGUAGAAAUUUUCUAUCUAAGUUUGAUGAAUACUUUUAAUAUAAUAUAAACUUAAGAUAAUUAAACGUAAUUUUAUGAUUUAUAAAUAUGAAAAUAACUAUUUUAAUAAUUUAUUAUAUAUUAUAAUAUAUAUUAUUUUUAUAAGAUAUUUUUUGAAAUAUAAUUAUUCUGUUUCUUGAAUAA